Daldinia vernicosa is the source of this 989-nucleotide messenger RNA. RefSeq lists its product as uncharacterized. NCBI's taxonomy places the organism in Eukaryota, Fungi, Ascomycota, Sordariomycetes, Xylariales, Hypoxylaceae. The record is from RefSeq and is a predicted model, not a curated record. The coding region runs from base 328 to 906 and encodes 192 amino acids. The transcript has a single exon.
GAGCUUCGCAUCAUGGCCAUUGAAGCGGCGGAGAGUCUUUGUUUAAAAGCUGAACUCUGCCAAAGGUUCUCUUCCCUUAUAGAAAAGCUGGGAGAUGGCUAUAUAAAUACACGUGUGGACCCUCGGAUAGAGGGCAUGCUCAAUUCACCUAGAGACCCGGUCUUUUCAUAUGGACUGAGCAUUCUAGGCCCUCUCCGGGGUAUCUUUUUCCGAUACACCAUGGAUAGGGAUAAGGACAUGAACCCAACGGAAAUACCUUAGUUCACGGGUCAUUCCAGUCCGCCUUAUCAAAUUUUUAGGGAGGUGGUACAAGGACUUAAGGGUAGGAUGACUAGUAGACAAGAAGACGAGACAAUAUGUAUCGGUGGGAUCAUCGGCCUUGAUGUUUCUCGCAUGCUCAAAUUUUCUGUUGAUAAAAGGAAAGGAGCCGAGCAAACAGAACAAGUAUGCGCUGAUAGAAUGCAAGAGUUCUAUCUGGCUUUAAAGGAGAUGGGAAGCGAUGUGCUGUUCUGGAAUGUCCCUAGACUUCAAGAUGCAGGAUUCUCUUGGGCCCCGCGUUCAUUCACGAACUUGGGAUCUGAGCAGGCGUACGGCCGGGCCGCGACGAUUACAAGAAGCGGGCUCUUUACGCAGCUAGGAGGGAUAUCCUUAGGAAGCCUUAGCCUGGCUGACUUGCUUGCUAAACCAGUCGUCUACGCGGAUACUGAUCUUAGACAAAUAUUUUUCAGACCCGACAUGACAUUUUACAAGCAGCCUCUGGACUUCGACCCUACGCCAUCUCGCGAGUUCGAGCUCGUCGCCGCUAGUUCUCCUACUCGGAAAGCUUUCAUCGCGGAAGUUGGUAAGAAGAGAGGCCCGCUCAAGCUCGUACGCUACAUCAUAUAUACAGAACUCAUUGGCGGGUAACCGAUGAGGAUAGCGUGUAUAUCAAAGGUAUUAUGAAUGGGGGAGAGAAGUUUUGCAUUGUAUGAACCCGAUGAUACGACAUG